CAUUGUGCAUGAUAUAAUAAAGCUUGCCUUAACAUUUGAUUCUGUUCACUGGUUUUCUUAUGCUGCACCAGACAAACGAACACGAGGAUCUUUCAAAAUGUUGGUUAUUUUAUCUCCAAUUCUUUUAUUCCUCCAGAUUUUCCACAGCAGCUUGUCAGGAUGGAGGAAGAGGAGGAAGAAGUUCUCUCUGAGCAGCAGAUGUGUGACCGGGGCAGGAGGUCCCGUCUGGACCGGGAGGAACCGGGGUUUCCACAACUUAAAGAGGAACAUCAACUCCGCAGCGGUCUGGAGGAACCAGAGCCGCUGGUUCUGAAGCAGGAGACUGAAACCUUCACCUUGACUCCCACGUACCAGGAACAGGACUUCACUGAACCAGAACCUGAGCAGCUUCACUCCCAGAACUCUCCCUCAGCCGGGAACUCGGAUCAGGACCAAAUCCAUAAUCUGGACCCGGGAUCAGUGACGGACGUGGAGAUGAGUCCAAACGACGGGCUCCGAAUCCGAGCCGACGGGAAAAGCCUGGAAGCGUCUUCCCUGUGGCAGCAUCAGGUGGAGACUGAGUCGGGGAAAAAGUCCGUAAAAUGUGAUUUUUGUGGGAAAAGCUUUGGGAAGAAGUACUACGUGGAGCAACACCACAGGAUCCACACGGGCGAGAGGCCGUUCGACUGUAAGAUCUGCGGGAAGAGGUUCGCCCAGAAGGGAACUCUGGUGAAGCACGUCCGGACCCACACGGGCGAGAAGCCCUUCUCCUGCACCACCUGUGGGAAAAGCUUUUCCCGGAAUGAUAACUUGUAUUCUCACAUGAGAAUCCACGCCGGAGAGAGAGCGCAUUCUUCCGAGACGUGCAGGAAAAAUCUGAUUUCAGGAGAUUCUGACGGUCACACGGGUAACUUGUUAUUCUGACGUCAGAACGGAGCAGCAGGAAAUGACAAU
Molecule: messenger RNA, 933 nt
Organism: Cololabis saira (Pacific saury)
Lineage: Eukaryota; Metazoa; Chordata; Actinopteri; Beloniformes; Belonidae
Product: zinc finger protein with KRAB and SCAN domains 5-like
Exons: 1
Coding region: 160-903 (247 amino acids)
Cellular component (GO): nucleus
Source: RefSeq, a predicted model, not a curated record